Molecule: messenger RNA, 2705 nt
Organism: Exophiala dermatitidis NIH/UT8656
Lineage: Eukaryota; Fungi; Ascomycota; Eurotiomycetes; Chaetothyriales; Herpotrichiellaceae
Exons: 1
Coding region: 217-1200 (327 amino acids)
Biological process (GO): mitotic DNA damage checkpoint signaling; nuclear DNA replication; mitotic DNA replication checkpoint signaling
Cellular component (GO): nucleus; spliceosomal complex
Molecular function (GO): zinc ion binding; nucleic acid binding
Source: RefSeq, a predicted model, not a curated record
GUUUAACAGUACUAUGAUCACUAGCGUGGCGCCGCAUCGUCAUUGCAAACAGGCUGUCCACGUGACUAAAACUUUCCUCGCCGGGCUACUGGUGUGCCUGCGUUUCAUCGUAGCGCAGCACAGAAGCCUUGUGUUUUGGGAGUACUCGACUCGCAACUCCUUUCCGCUGUCAACCACCCUAGGUGACAGGCGUUCAGCUGAGCCUGAGGAUCAGACAUGGCGGACAUUCGAGCCUUGCUCGCAGCCGAGCGCCAGUCACGCCGCAUCAGUCAUCCUCAUCUGGCCUACACAAAGUCUGGGCUGAUAUGUACACUAUGUAAUCUCAACAUCAAAUCCGAGACGCUCUGGGACGGACACUUGAGGAGCGCGAAUCACCGGAAAAACGCGCUUGCAAACCAAGAUAACAUGGCCAAAGGCACCAAGCGGAAAAUUGACGACGUCGACGCCGACAACGAGCCGCAAGAGGAGAAGCAGGAUGAAGGAGUGUCAGUGGAUAUGGAUUCGAGAAAGAAGCCAAAGUCAAGGCCGGAGAGUAUCGUGUCGACACAACAACAGCCUCGAGAAGCACAAGCACAAGCACAAGCACAAGAUCAGGCAGGCCCACAGCAGCAACCGGCUACUCUGAAUAGCCCAAAUCAGCGGGACGAAGAUGUUCCGCACGAAACAAUACCCACGAACAAGCAGCCAUCGGAGCAGGAGAAGGAUGGAACACAAAAUAAUGGACAACCCACUGCCACCACCAACUCGAAUCACGCCGGUCAGGCUGUGGAUGAAGCAGAGUGGGCUGCGUUUGAGGCAGAGGUUGCCCCGCUGGCGGCGGCUGCACCGGCCCAACAACCGGACUACUCUUCUGCUACGAUAGUCGCUGCACCGGUCACCACGGCACAGAUGGAUGCGCAGGCGGCGGAAGACAAGUGGAGGAAUUUAGAGGCUGAGGCCGAGGCUGAGAAGGAAGAUGAGGGGAGAAGACUAGAAGACGAAAUCGAGGUCAUGGAGGAGAUGGAAGAACGUGUCCGAAGACUGCGGGAAAAGAGAGAGGCCCUGAAACAUGCCGCGGUCGCCGGAAAUGACACGGGACAAGGCCACCCUGAGGCGGCCAGCGACAAAGCCAGUGUAGACGUUCCUCCGCAAACUGCCAGCGCACAGGUUGAAGAAGAGGAAGACGAGGACGAAGUUGAAGACGACGAUUGGUAUGCGUGAUAUUCAUUCAAUGAAUGGGGACGUCAUUUUAUCGUCCGCUUUUGGAAGGCUCGUAGCCAGCCACGGCCUCCUGCUCGCUCAACCUAUUCACACGACCCAAGAGAAAUAAAGCCGCCAAUGCCUACAAAUCAAAAGAAAUCGUCGCCCAUCACCUCCUCAAUCUCCACAACGCCGGUAACCUCGUUCCGGUCAACGAUACCGAGCAAGGUCCCGCGCCGAAGGAAUUCCUUGCCUCGGCCGGUACCUUCUUCUCGCAUUUGACGAAUCCAAUUUUUGCACUCGUCAACAGUCGUGGUGCUGAGCACGGAAAUCCAAUCCGUUCUCUCGAUCUGUACCUUGCCAAGUUCGUCCUCGAAAUCCGAAACUGGUAGUUCCGGAUCCCGUAGAUUUUGGGUCCGUCGAGGGCCAACGAUAUGAUUAGGCGACGUCCGCACAAACCCACGAGGUGACCGCACAGCAGCCACAAGCACAUCCAAGCACAUCAGCUGCUGCCCCGGUCGAGGGGUUGCGAUAGGUACUUCGGAGACAAUGGUGGCCAAGUCUGACAUUCGUGGUAUCGUCUGGGCAGGAGAGGGCUUCAGUGCAGCGCCAAUGGCACCUCCAGGGUGAUUGGCUGCAAAAAUGGCAGGGGUCUGAAGUCCAGCAGCAGAAUGCAGUUCGUCUGCAACGGCGAGCGCUAAGCUGUCGCCCAAUGCCAAAGUUAUAGUUGUAGAUGUAGUUGGUGCAGACACACCAAAUGACGUGGUUUCGGAUUCGGGAAUCAUGGUCGGCAACAAGACAUUGCACGAUCGAGACCGCGCCGGAUGCGAGAAAAGGGGACAUGUGCUGGGAUUCAGAUGCGCAGUCAUCGCGAUCAAGGGUAUAUCGGGGUUUAUAUGAGGGAGGAGUGACAAAAGUUCGGGCGUCUUCCCCGAGAAUGUGACCAUUACAAUCGUGUCAUUCGGUCGGAUGACACCCAGAUCACCAUGGAGAGCCUCAAUGGGAUGCAAGAACUGUGCGUGGAUGCCCAGUGAAACAAAGGUUGCAACGAGCUUUUUGGCGAUGUGGCCCGACUUUCCCACUCCCGUGAAAACGGUCUUGCCGUGUCGAGAUUCAGAAUGAAUGAUGUGACUGAUGGCCCUUAGAAGUGAGUCCUGAAUAUCCGGCGAAUUGUUGUAGAGGUCUUCCAGAUGCGAUAAUGCCAUUCGCUCUGUUGCGAGGACAUGCAAUGCCUUUCUGAUGGCCCGACUGUCGGGUUUGAAGUAUUUGUCGCCAAAACAAUCCGAGAUGUCGGGCGGUGUGAUCGGCAGUGACUCGAUCUGUUCGGGGAUCGGGCCAGGCAGUGGCAUUGAAGGUGUAAGAGGUGUUGGAAAAGAACGAUGGCGCGUGAAGGCCAUUGUAGGCUGUUGCUGAGAAGCCAUGCCCAUAGCGAAUAUAUCGGAGCGAAUGCUCGGCUAAGCAGCGACGGGAAGGUGCAAACUUUGCUGAGCUGACAAUGACCUCGAACAAUUGAUGUUUACACAAAG